AUGGCACAGCUGCAUGUGGAUACUGGCGGAAUCUUAAAGGAGUCGGAUGACUAUUUGGAAUAUGGCAGGAACAACACCCGUGAUUAUGAUUACGAUGCAGCAAAUACAGUGAAUAACACUACAGUGUUUACAGUGUUUAACAGCACAGUGGAUAAUGUUCCUGUGGAAAGAGGCAGUGAGGCAGUGUGGGUCCCUGCUCUGUAUGCUGUAGUGUUUUUUGUUGGAAUCCUGGGAAAUAUUAUUCUCCUGAGAGUUCUGGUUCAAAAAAGGAGACAGUGGAGCCUAUCGGACACCUUUAUUCUCCACCUGAGUUUUAUGGACAUCCUCCUCCUGUUAAUGCUGCCCUUCUGGGCUGCACAGACAACUCAGCUUUGUGACUGGUUCUUUGGCACUUUCAGCCAUAUGUUUGGGGUCGUUUUCAAGCUCAACUACUACUGUGGGAUCUUUCUGCUGGUUUGCAUCAGUCUUCAAAACUACCUCUCUGUCAUCCAUGGCAUCCAGUUAUAUUCCCACGGGAGGCGCUGGUUAGUUCAUAUCAGCUGCCUGUCAGUCUGGCUUAUCUCUGUCCUCCUCACUGCACCUGACUGGAUUUUCCUGGUGGGUAAAAAUAAUUACACAGAAGUUAAUACUUGUGUUAAUAUCUACCCUCAAUCUGGAACUGACUGGCAGUUGUGGUCACGCCUGCUCCACCACAUAUUUGGCUUGGUGCUACCUGGACUCAUGUUGAUGAUCUUUUGCUCACAUAUGCUACGGCGGCAGUGCAGCUGUAAUGGCCUCCCAAUCCCGAGAAAUGUCACCGUCAUCCUGUCUCUGGUGGUCGUAUUCUGUCUGUGUUGGAUGCCGUACAACUUCAUACUUGUUUUGGACACUCUCCAGAACAGACUUCGGGAUCCUGCUAACGAUUCACAAGAAGGUUCUGAAAGUUUAUUAAAGACCUUUCUCAUGGUCACCUCUGCGUUAGGCUGCCUUCACGCCAGCCUGAGGCCUCUGCUGUAUCUCGGCCUGUGUGGAAACUUCAGGCAACACUUACUGGCCAUGCUGAGAUGUAGUAAAACUGAACCAAAAGGCUCACUCUGGGAUCUUGGUGUAGACCAGAGACAGCAGCCUGAUCACGGUCAGGAUCAACAGGAAGAGCUGGAACGGAUGAUGGCUGUAGAGAAUCUGUUAGCUUGUUGA
Messenger RNA from Maylandia zebra (zebra mbuna), 1176 nucleotides. Its product is annotated as C-X-C chemokine receptor type 3. Gene Ontology annotation, biological process: immune response; positive regulation of cytosolic calcium ion concentration; G protein-coupled receptor signaling pathway. Gene Ontology annotation, molecular function: C-C chemokine receptor activity; C-C chemokine binding. The record is from RefSeq and is a predicted model, not a curated record. Gene Ontology annotation, cellular component: membrane; external side of plasma membrane. Lineage: Eukaryota; Metazoa; Chordata; Actinopteri; Cichliformes; Cichlidae.